Molecule: messenger RNA, 2141 nt
Organism: Xyrauchen texanus (razorback sucker)
Lineage: Eukaryota; Metazoa; Chordata; Actinopteri; Cypriniformes; Catostomidae
Product: monocarboxylate transporter 5-like
Exons: 11
Coding region: 448-2136 (562 amino acids)
Biological process (GO): monocarboxylic acid transport; transmembrane transport
Molecular function (GO): monocarboxylic acid transmembrane transporter activity
Source: RefSeq, a predicted model, not a curated record
AUUUGAGAAAUGGAGGGAUAUCAACCACAGGGAUUCCAGCCAUGGUCAGGGAUGGCUUUGAUAAGCUAUAUUAUCACAUAAGAGGAGCUGUCAUUUAGGGAAUCCACGGCUGUUGCCAGCAGCGCAACAGUAGAUGAGGAGACCUCUACCGAUAUCGAGUCUUAAGUGAUCCCUCGGUUAAAGUGACAGAUAUUGUUUUUGGUUAAGUAUUGUUUAUGUAUUGCACUCCUGUAGUGCGCGCUCACAUGCACGCCGCAGGGCUUCACCUAUCGCUCGCGCGAGACAGAGAAGAGCCCUAUGCGGCAGCGGACAGCGCGCGACUCUAUAGACGCUGGCGUUUGAGGUUUGUCCAAAACACGAUCCGCAAGUUAAGCUCCUAGUGCAGAAGAUGAUGUUGAGUAAAUAAGCUGUCAUCUCAGAGGUUCUUCUGUUUCCUGUGCAACAAGUAUGCUACCGAAAGAGCAACACAGUGAGGGCAAGGCAACCAAAACCCCUUGCUAUGAACGUACAGUCAAUUCCAUGAUGAAGGAAAAGAAAGAGGUUGUGGACGUAGUCCCACCAGAUGGAGGUUGGGGUUGGAUGGUGGUUCUGCAUUGUUUCCUGGUGAACGUGUUGGUAAUGGGCACGCUGAAGAGCUUUGGGAUCUUCUUUGUGGCAUUGCAGGAUGAGUUUGGAGGCUCGUCUGAGAGCAUCAGCUGGAUUGGAUCCAUCAUGUCCAGCCUCAGGCUCUCUGGAGGCCCAUUGGCUUCUGUGGCCUGUGCCAAGCUGGGCAACAGGGUUACCUCAAUACUGGGGGCAGUUCUCGUCAGCACUGGAUUUCUCACCAGCAUGUUUGCCAACAGUGUGUUGUACCUUUACAUUAGCAUGGGUCUGAUUGUAGGUCUUGGGUUUGCACUUCUUUAUCAGGCCACAUCUGUUGUAAUAGUGAUCUAUUUCCGGAAGAGGCUGGCAACUGCAUAUUCCAUUGGACGCUCUGGCAUGGGUCUGACCUUUGCCCUCGCUCCUUUCACUCAGCUGCUUUUGGAUCAGUAUUCUUGGCAGGGAGCUCUGUUGAUUUUGGGUGGUCUGAUGCUGAACCUGGUGGCCUCUGGGAUGCUUCUGCGGCCCAUUAAUGUUAGACCUGCAGACUCUCCCUCCGCAAACUCCAGCCUUGAUAAAGUCUCUCACGGAUCUGAAAAAGACCCCUUUAAGAACAGCAUGAAUGGAAACACACCAGUGUCCAAUGGCAUCUCCAAAAUGGAUAGCUCACCCUCCAAUCAUAGGGAUACCCUUAUCAUAGAGAACCCAACACAUGGGCAGAACACUCCCCCACAUUUGAAACUAAACAAACCCAUUCAGAAUUGGGUGAAUGGAACAGAUAGCAGCCAAAUUAAGUCUGCCCCUGAGAUUAAUGGGGUUUCUCCUGUGGAUACUUUACUUGAAAAGACCAGAACAGAAAAUAUCCCUACAAAACCCAAAAAACUGUUGGACUUCUCUCUUUUGAAGAACCCUUUCUUUUGUAUCUACACCUGGUCAGUGAUAUUUAGUCAGUUGGCCUAUUUUAUCCCUUACUUCCAUUUGUCUGCAAGGGCCCGGAACCUGGGUAUCGACCCCAUGGAUGCUUCCUUCAUUAUCUCUGUGGCUGGUAUAACAGAGACAGUGGCUCAGCUUGCAUCUGGCUGGGUGGCCGACAGGAAUCUUGUUCACAAAUAUCACUACCAUAAGGCCUACCUCAUCCUGUGUGGUGUGGUUAAUCUUCUGUCCCCUCUAGCCACCUCCUACAUCUUGCUCAUGUUCUACGCUGUCUUCUUUGCCAUCUUCUGUGGGGGGUACAUGGCCCUUCUACUUCCUGUACUGGUGGACUUGGUGGGUCCUGAAAAGCUAAACAACUCGAUGGGGUUCUCCAUGUUCUUUGUGGGGCUUGGCUGUCUAACAGGUCCUCCUCUGGCAGGCUUCCUGUAUGACUACACUCAGACCUAUGACUGCUCCUUCUACCUGGCAGGUGUAUGUUACCUGUUAUCAUCAGUUUCUCUUUUCCUGGAGCCACUGGUGAGACGCUGGGAAGCCAGAAAGAAACGACAGGAGACUCUAAAUGAAGAGUUGAUUUGGAGUAACGGCUGUUUCUGCACGGCACCUCAGAGAAAGUUUGUCAUAUAAAGGAA